Molecule: messenger RNA, 729 nt
Organism: Penicillium soppii
Lineage: Eukaryota; Fungi; Ascomycota; Eurotiomycetes; Eurotiales; Aspergillaceae
Exons: 2
Coding region: 1-729 (242 amino acids)
Source: RefSeq, a predicted model, not a curated record
AUGUCUUCAUCCAUAUUGCAUCAGUGCCCGCAGUGCGGCCACGUCUCCGAUAUUUCCAAUGCGCUCGCAGCAUUUAUCGAGAACCCCCACUGCACGCAGUGUGGCUUGUCGGCUUCCGAGGGCAACCAGAAACUGCAAGAUGAACUCGCAGACUUGUUUGAUAGACAAAUGAGCAUGACCCAGUUUCAUUCAACCCCAACUCAAGGAUCCACCGGCUCAUCAAAAGCCCCAAACAGCUCAUACGGCAUCCCUCAACCCUCCCCAAGCCCUGCCCACAGCGUGAGCCCGGAACAACCCUCGAGCAUUGACGUUUUGAGAUAUCACGGCUUGGAUCCAAAUACUCUUACUCCGAACCAGCUAGGGCUAUUUGAAAACGCCGACUCAGAGCAAAAAGAAAGAUUGAUUCAAACAUGGCAACUAUACUCCCGAAUUGGGUGUGAAAACAAUGCCCCUGUUCAAGGCUUCGGUAUGGCAGACUCUGCUAUGGAUGACAGUGAUGGGAAUACCUAUGCUGAACCCUACAUGGUAUCUGGCUACGAGAACAAUACCAACCAAGUCUCACUUCCAAAAGAACCUACCACUGGGGAGCCAUAUGCUGGCUCAAAGGACCCUGUGUAUCAGAGUCAAGAAUGGUGGGAACUAACCAAAUCUGGACCGAUGGAAUCAAGCUAUGGGGCAUUUGAAGAAAUGAGACGAUACUAUCCUAGUUGUGGUGUAUAUCGUUGUUAG